Molecule: messenger RNA, 3138 nt
Organism: Anguilla anguilla (European eel)
Lineage: Eukaryota; Metazoa; Chordata; Actinopteri; Anguilliformes; Anguillidae
Gene: c4h8orf34
Product: chromosome 4 C8orf34 homolog
Exons: 15
Coding region: 268-2166 (632 amino acids)
Source: RefSeq, a predicted model, not a curated record
CUUCGUUAAAGCAAUAGGGAAGAGCUGGUUUUUCGUAGUAACCAACAUAAGAGCUGCUCUCACUGUGCACUUCUUGAUACAAUGUGUUCUUCGAUUAAACAAACUUGCAACUCAUGACACCACGGCAUUUCAGAGUAGAUUGUCGACUUCACGGUUGCAGAAGCCUGACUAUUGAGGACUUUCUGUUUACGUUCAAGCACAUGCUUGAAACUAUACUGCUGUUUUUAUGUGCUCAUAUUAAAUGUAAUAAAAAUAUAGAUUUUCUCCAUGGCGUCUCACCAGCAGUCAAGAAUUCAGUCAUACCUGGAGAAAAAUAAAAUCGGACCUCUGUUUGAGGAAAUGAUGACCAAACUGAUAACUGAGACCCCAGAUCAUCCUGUUCCUUUUCUCAUCAAUCACCUGCAGACUAAAGAGGGGAGCCCCAGCAAGCUGCAGAGAACUCUGCUGGGCUCUGCAGCUCUGUGGGCCCAGACCGGCUUAGCGGAGAACAAAGGGACAAGGCGUGAUUUCAGGGGGUACGAGAAGCCGUGGCAGAUGCACCCCAAAAAGCCCAAAAAAUCCAAGAGCGAUCUGGCGGUGUCCAAUAUAUCCCCGCCGUCGCCCGAAUCAAAGUCACUGCCAAGGUCAAUAGAGCACCCUCCCUGGGACUGGAGAACCAGACCGGAGAGCCGGGACUUCGACGAGCUCAACCACAUCCUCCAGGAGAGCAAGAAACUGGGCAAGGCCUUGGAGAACCUCUCCCGAAGUAUUGCAGUUUCUGAUGAGCUUGACCAGGACCCCAGGGCGUACAACUCGUCCCUGAUGCGGCCGCGGGUGAUCGGGGAGUGGGUGGGCCGCCCCGAGGACGACGCCGACCCGCUGGCCGCCGAGAUGCUCCAGCCGCCCGUCCCCAGGGCCAAGACCGAGGUGUGGAGCGAGGACAACAGCCCAGCCGGGAGCCUGAAGAUGGAGCCAAAGAGCAAGGGCCUGAAGCAGCAGCAGCAGCACCACAAGAAGCUGCUGGCGGCCAUGCUGUCCCAAGACUCCUUCGACUCCGCCCCCAGCUCCGCCCCCUCGGUCACUGAGGACGAGAUCGACGAUGAGGACGACGCCAUGGAGCUGCUGGAAGAUCUGGACGACCUGCGGAUGGAGGGCGUCACCAGCCUGGCGCCGUCCGGCAGCAAGUUCAGCCAGGGGCGCAGCGCGUACUGUCCCGAGCCCCAGGCCAAGGUCACCCUCAACAUCUGCUCAAGGUGUGCAAGGCUUCAAGGAGACACUCUCACAGACAGCAGAGAUGAAGAAGUUCCAUGUGCUCAAAUUCCCGAGCAGGCGGUGCCUGAAAUUUCCUGUCCAUUGCCCGGGGUCGAGGCCGUGAUGGAAGACGAGGAAUUUGAGAGCGCUUCUCAGGUGACGGGGCCCCGUCAACCAGUCUGGGACUCAGAUCUGAAGACUGCCAGAAGCGGCAGCUCCCUGAGCCAGAAAGGAGCCUUCCUGAAGGACUCUCUCUUCUCCAAGGAGCUGGAGACCAUGGGGAAACAUCUCGCCGAGGUGGAGCGAGACCUUGCCAAGCUGACCGAAGGGAAGUUAGCGAGGAGUCCCAACAGCCCGCACAGCAGCUUGCGCCUGAGUCCUCUCCACCACAGCUCCCUCCCGCUGUCCGCCCAAGCCUCCCGGCCUCUGUCCCCCGGGGCCCUCUCAGCCAAAGGCACCGUGCUGCCCCUCCUUAGCAACAAGCCCACCUCCCUGGUGAUGGGCCGGGCGCAGACGCCUAGCAACCCCAGCAGCCGGACUCCCACCCCCAACGCCCCUAGCAGCCGGCCCAGGACUCCCAGCCGGCCUCUGACCCCCAACAGUUUGAUGCCGCGAGCCGUCACGCCUGGCAGCCAUAGCAACAAGGACGAGAUGUUCGGCAGAUCGAGGAGCAGACCCGUCACACCCACCAGCCAGACCGGGAGGCCCCUGCUCACACCGCCUGGCCUGAGCACCACAGAGAGCCUGGGCAAAGCGUUCACUUACAGGCCCAAUAUGUCAGAGGACGAUUUCUACCAGCAACUGCAGGCCGUUCGGCAGCCAUGGCUCAUCCCGAGCGACACGGACAGCGACUGUGUGGAACAGCCCGAAAAGGACAAAUGCAGUCAGACUGGAGUACGGGAUUCUGCUAAAAGAUCAGUGUUUUCAGGCCUAUAAUGUUCGGGACCAGGAACAGUGAUCCUAUCCAAUGAUUAUGCAAACUAAUGGGCAUUUUGAAAAAAUGGGAGAAUAUGACACAAAUGGUUUAUUUUUAUAAUUCAUAUAAAAUGGUAUACUUUUACUCACAGAGGUAGAUUUUUUUUCUUAGAAGCUUUAAUCUAUGAACUUUACUGAAAUAUGAAAGAAAGCUUCAGCUAGAAAGUUUAUGAUGGGGUAUUUUAAUGUAGAGUGUAAACCUUACAUUUAUAAAUUGUUUUGUCUGCAUAUAGCAUGCUUUUCUGAAGUCUGUGCUGAAGAAACAAAACGAAAAUACUUUGCAUUCAAAGAUUUUAUAGUUGAUGACCUACUUUGUUAAAAUGCACAUGUAUUUUUACUUUUGGACAUUGCUCAAUGCUAUGCUACUUGAAAUCACUGGCUCACAUAUGUUAUGCAUUCAUAUGUUACAGAAUUCCAAGACACAAACCAGUUCUGAUCCUGAUAACACCACGAUGUUUGCAUGAAAUACUGUUUUUGUACUGUAUUGGUUCCAGGGGUUUCAGGGCUUUUAUGAUUCUGCGGCAUUCUGGGGUAGCAUAUUUCUGUUGAGAUUUCAUAGGUUGUUGGUUCUGGGUUAUGGACAGGUCCAUGUCAGCUGUGUAACAAGCAUUUUGUGCCAGAACUGUGGGACUGGUGCCACAAUACUGCUGUUACCUCCUGAUAGCACCCGCCCUGAACUGCCAUGUUCACAGCUUUUACAUGCCAUUUACAGCCUCUGGCCGCAAAGCAGUUGAGACUGAGCCAUUGUUUUACCAAUUACAAUACUGUAUCCAUAUUACUGUGGAAGUCUGUAGCUUGCAAAAGGGUUAUACACUGUACAUUGUGUUGAUCUGUGUGUUUGUUUACAUUUUUUAUGUCACAUUUUGUAUGUAUGAGUAUUUUUUCUUUUAUUUUUGAUGAGUGACUUAUUAAAGAGGUGAGAGGUGAAACUAG